CCUGCUGUUGCGCAAAAGGAAACUUGUAGCCAAGAUGGCGGCACUGUUUAAAGCACGGAGAGCUCUAGGAGUGGCAGUGGGCCAUGGCAUCCGUUCUCUGACCCAGCUCGCAGAGUUACCCGAGCUGCACCAGAUGAUGAGACAGACGUGUCGAGAUUACGCUCAAAAAGAACUUGCACCAAUCGCUGGCCAGCUGGACAAAGAUCACAAGUACCCGGCCAAGCAGAUUCGAGAGCUCGGAGCGCUGGGCGUCAUGGCCGUCGAGGUUCCGGAGAGUCUCGGAGGCGCUGGGAUGGAUUAUCUGGCGUACAGCCUCGCUGUGGAAGAACUCAGCCGAGGAUGUGCUUCCACGGGAGUUAUCGUCAGUGUGAAUAAUUCGCUGUACUUGGGCCCGGUUCUGAAGUUUGGCACGGAGGAACAGAAAAAGCAGUGGAUUACUCCCUUUACCACGGGAGAGAAAGUGGGCUGUUUCGCUCUGAGUGAACCAGGAAACGGCAGCGAUGCAGGUGCGGCAUCGACGUCUGCACGACAGGAGGGAGACGAGUGGGUUCUGAAUGGUACGAAGGCCUGGAUCACCAACUGCUGGGAUGCAUCUGCGACUGUUGUUUUUGCCACUACGGACAAGAGCCUAAAACACAAGGGAAUUAGUGCCUUCCUCGUGCCAAUGCCUCAUCCAGGGUUGUCUUUAGGGAAGAAAGAGGAUAAACUUGGAAUUCGGGCUUCAUCCACUGCCAAUAUCAUUUUGGAAGACUGCCGCAUCCCACUGGGCAACAUGCUGGGCGAGCGGGGAAUGGGCUUCAAGAUAGCAAUGCAAACUCUGGACAGCGGACGGAUCGGAAUAGCUUCACAGGCUCUUGGAAUCGCACAGGCGGCUCUAGACUGUGCUGCAGAUUAUGCUCAUAAGAGAACCGCCUUCGGUGCUCCCAUUGGAAAGCUGCAGGCAAUACAGUUCAAACUGGCAGACAUGGCCCUGGCAGUAGAAAGCGCUCGGCUUCUCACCUGGAAAGCUGCACUUCUACGGGAUGCAAAGAAACCAUUUACUAAAGAAGCUGCAAUGGCUAAACUGUCUGCAUCCGAGGCUGCUACCUUUGUCUCCCAUCAGGCCAUUCAGGUGUUGGGAGGAAUGGGUUACGUAACGGAUAUGCCCGCAGAGAGACACUAUCGUGACGCGCGCAUCACAGAAAUCUAUGAAGGCACCAGUGAGAUCCAGAGAUUAGUCAUCGCAAACAAUAUUCUCAAAGAAUAUCAACAGUAGGAGAAUCUCGCUCUCAAAUAAUCUGCCGUUACAUCCCUGGAAUCUCUUUUUUUAUUGGCAAACCACAUUACUGUGACUAAAGUGGUGGGAUAUGAAGAAAUGUGUUGAUGUUCAAUUGGAGACCGACUGUUUGGUUUUUGCAUUAAAUGCAGUUCUUUGUUUUGCCACAAGAGUGCAGUAGAGUGCCUGACUUUGGUCUUGCACUGGAUUUGGGAAAUAACCCCUGAACUUUGCAUAUUUCACUGGGGAUUUAAAUGCAUAUGUGAUUGUAUAUAAUAUGUAUUUAUGCAUUUUUGAAUAAAUCAUGUCAUGUUACUAA
This is a messenger RNA of Paramisgurnus dabryanus, 1574 nucleotides long. It is a transcript of the gene acads, whose product is annotated as acyl-CoA dehydrogenase short chain. Gene Ontology annotation, cellular component: mitochondrion. NCBI's taxonomy places the organism in Eukaryota, Metazoa, Chordata, Actinopteri, Cypriniformes, Cobitidae. The record is from RefSeq and is a predicted model, not a curated record. Gene Ontology annotation, biological process: fatty acid beta-oxidation using acyl-CoA dehydrogenase; butyrate catabolic process. Gene Ontology annotation, molecular function: flavin adenine dinucleotide binding; short-chain fatty acyl-CoA dehydrogenase activity.